AUGCAGAGAUUGUUAAGAGAAGUGAGAAAUUACCGGGGUUUGUUGGCUCGUUCAAUUAUCCAGGCACAAUCGUAUUCUCCGACGUUCUCCAAUGUCUACGCAGCGAUGGUUGCAAUCAUCAACAGCCACUUUCCGAAUAUCGGCAAACUGAUAAUCCAUCGGCUUCUCACGCAAUUCAAGCGAUGUUAUCGACGAAACGACAAAACAGCAACUGUGGUGAUAUCCAAAUUCAUCGCUCAUCUCAUCAAUCAACAAGUUAUUCAUGAGAUUCUUGCACUUGACAUGAUGAUAUUGAUGCUUGAGAAUCCAACGGAUGAUUCAAUCGAAGUGACGGUAGCUUUUUUGAAAGAAUGUGGUGCGAAACUUUCCGAAAUUUCGCCUGCUGGCUUAAAUGGCAAUAUUCUGAAUGACGCAGAAAUAGACAAAAGGACCCAGUACAUGAUCGAAGUGAUCUUCCAUAUCCGGAAAGAUAAAUUUCAGGCCUACCCAGCGGUGAUUGAAGAACUGGACUUGAUAGAAGAAGAGGAUCAAAUUACCCAUACCAUCACACUGGACGAUCCACUUUCGCCACAGGACGAAUUGAGUAAGCUUAAAUUUUUAUUCUUGGAGGCCGGCUUUUAUUUCUGUCCUUCUGCUGUUAUGUUUUUGUAG
This is a messenger RNA of Gongylonema pulchrum, 651 nucleotides long. The record is from the annotation of a GenBank genome assembly. NCBI's taxonomy places the organism in Eukaryota, Metazoa, Nematoda, Chromadorea, Rhabditida, Gongylonematidae.